UUAGUUUGUUUGUAAAUAUAUGUAUCUUUUUUUCAUUUCUUGUUUCAGGUAGUUUAUUAUAAAUUUUGAUUGACAUGACAUGACUAGUGGGCUAGAUGCAUGUAUUUUUAAUCGGGAAGAUGGUAGGUUUAGGCGUUUUUUUGUGUCGAAGUGUGUAUCUUGUCUGUAUGUCUUCGCGUGUGGUGUAAAAUUCUUUGUGUGUAUGGGCAAAUUUACAGAUUUUCAAUAUGUAUAAUGAGGGUAGAGUGAUAAUGUUUAGUUUUAUGAAAUGUGGUUUGCAGCUGUCUGUUUGUUCUAUGUUAACUAUGAUCCGAAUUAACUUUUUUUGAGUUGUGAAUAUUGCUGGUGCGUCGGUGCUAUUUCCCCACAUUAUUACACCGUAGUUUAGCCAUGCAUGCGCAUAGGCGUAGUAGGUGGUUAUAGCGGUUUUCAGGUCCGUAGUAUUUUUAAUUUCCCGGAAAGCAUAUAAAAAUUUUGAAAGUUUUGAUUUUAUUUUUAGUAUGCGUGAUUUCCAGUUUAUGAUUGUGUCUAUUGUUAUACCUAGUAAUGAAAAUUCGUUAACUUGUCCUAUUGUGUGGUUGUUAAAAGAGAAAUUUAGAGAAAGUGGCUUUUUAUGACGGGGGUGGAAUGCUAUUGUUUUGGUUUUUUCAAAAUUGAUUUUAAGAUUGUGUGCAUUCAUCCAGGUUAUUGUUUUUAUUAGAAUAUUAUUGAGUGUAGAGUGUAUGUUAGUGAUAUCAUGACAGGAGGUUAUAAUCGAAAUAUCAUUAGCGAAUAAAACACAUGGACUAGGUCCUUAUGGUUUUUGGAAGGUCUUUUAUAUAAAUGAGAAAAAUAAGGUUUAUGGAGCUAGUGAGCUCACUGAAACUAGCUAGCUUAGGUACCCAAAUAUCGAGCUUUUUUGUGUACCCAGUUUUUUCAAAUGCGCCAAAACUGUUUUGUGGUCAAUUCCCAGUUCUUCAACUACGUCGUAACUACUGAUAUGCCAAUCUCCACUUUUUCAAAAAUGCCAUCUAUUUUAUCCGACCAGAGCGACGACCAUCUUUGACAUCAAAACUUCCGGAUUGAAAAUGCUCAAACCAAAUUUGUGCUACUCUCUUGACACUGCACUAGAUCCAUAAACAUAGCAUUUUUUUUCGCAGCUUACGUUGCAUUUUUACCUUCUUUGUAGUAAAAUUUCUCAUUAGAUUCACUCAUCUUGACAGUACGAAAAAUAAUAAAAAUCACACAUUUUCCUAAUUUGAAUUUUGAAUUAUCUUCUUUAAAAUUUAAACUUUUAAUGAUACCAACACCAGCCAGAUACAAAUAGUAUAGCCAAAGAGAUUUUAUUGCGAGUUCAUACAUACUAUAAUGCGAAAAGACUUUUUCCCCAACCUUGUACAUAUUAUACAGAUUGUUGAAAUUGCGAGAAAAACUUGUAUUGUAAUACUUUUUUAUUAGUUAAAAAGACAGCUUUCAUUGUUAAUUAUUAUUUAAUCUGAUACCAACUUCGAAAUUUUAAAUUCGAUUAAUAACUCUUAUCUAAAUUGGCCAUUAUCGAUCACAAUGAUCACAUUUAACUGAUUAAAAAGAAAAAUAUUUUUUAUGAUAUAAUUGAUUCGUUGCCACUUCGAUUAGUAAAUAAAGUAAUUCGAGCAUAGACAUGCGUUUCCUUUUAUGCCUGUUGUUUAGCUUAUUAGCUAUUGUGUUCAGUCAAACAGUUUCAAGAGUCCGACUCGUCGAUCAUACUAGUUAUAUUGUAGAACUUGUACAGAAAACUAUCAAUCGGGUUCAGAAAAAUCAUUGGAACGGCCUUAAAGUUCAUGACGUUACUAUUGAGAUUGAUGAAGAAAUCCUGAAUAAAACGGUCCAGGCUACGAUCUCUCUGAGUAAUGGGUUCAUAGUAUCGAUGCAGCAUUUAACACUUAUUCCGUCGACCAUCCAACAAGUCUGGUUGUAUACGAGAGCUACAAAUACCACGGCUCUGGAACUACGAAGUACUAUGCAAAUGACGGACAUCGCCAUUGGCUUUGACGUAGAUGGAACGAUAGAUGGUGUACAUUACCAUAACACAGGGACAAUAAUAUAUCCAUCAAUACAAUUUAAAUUAGCGCUAGUAAAAAACUUAUUUACCGGUGAACUUUCUACAAGAGCUGAGCCAGUAUUGUGGAGAACAGCAAAUCAAUUGCAAUUCGUACCUUCGGAUACAUUUUCACAAGUUUUAGUCCAUUUGUAUGACUGGAACAGUACAUUUCCAAGUAUUCAAACGUGGGCCAAUGAGGUAUUUGCACCUUUAAUACUUGAUGUAGCCGAAACGGAGCAUCCAAUACCGGAAUUCUGUUACGAUUGUCCUGUCUAAUAAAUAUUGAACACAGAUAAACAUAAUGUAUUAAUCUCUGAACCAUUUUUUGAGUUUUCUUGUAGACGACAACUAUUAAUAGUAUUUUGCGUUUUAUUUAUUUAUUUAUUUAAUAGCGAUACCGAUAGGGUUACCGAUCCCAAUGCUGAGUUUUUAUUCCGUUACAUCAGUGCUACGGAUAUUGGGAUAAUUACAUCGAAAAUGCAAACUAAAACGUUUAAGAACUCUGGUUUUACGUAUAAUUAAGAUGACACUUUUCAAUUUAUACCCAUUUACGAGAUUUCAUCUAAGUACAAGAAUUU
Molecule: messenger RNA, 2637 nt
Organism: Pieris brassicae (large cabbage white)
Lineage: Eukaryota; Metazoa; Arthropoda; Insecta; Lepidoptera; Pieridae
Exons: 5
Coding region: 1640-2335 (231 amino acids)
Source: RefSeq, a predicted model, not a curated record